Molecule: messenger RNA, 8382 nt
Organism: Trichosurus vulpecula (common brushtail)
Lineage: Eukaryota; Metazoa; Chordata; Mammalia; Diprotodontia; Phalangeridae
Gene: TTYH3
Product: tweety family member 3
Exons: 14
Coding region: 473-2047 (524 amino acids)
Cellular component (GO): plasma membrane
Molecular function (GO): volume-sensitive chloride channel activity; intracellularly calcium-gated chloride channel activity
Source: RefSeq, a predicted model, not a curated record
GGGCGGACUGGGGGUGGGGAGGCGGGGAGCUUCAGCUCUCACCGCGGUGGUGGCAGCGGUUGCGAACAAAGAGCAGGCGGUGAGGAGAGGAUCGGAGAGGAUCGGAGAGGAGCGCAGCGGAGUGCAGCGCUGCACGUCGGGGGCGCUCAGGCUGCUGGCUCGUUUGCAGACCCGGCGAUGCGGGAAGCGGGCAGAACGCCGUCCGGGCAGCGGGGGACCCUGGCCCCCUAACCCUCCCCGCAUCAGCCCGCCUGCCCGGGAGCCCCGAGAGAAGUAGGAGCCUGAUGGCAGCCGGGGCCCCACGCGGCUGAGCCUAGAGCCAAGGCCGGGGAGCCAGGGGAGGAGGAGGAAGAGGAGGGAGGGAGGGAGAGGCGGCCAGGAGGCAGGCAUCUCCCCCCACUUUUUUCCCAACCCCCCCCCCGCCCCGCCAUCUACCCCCACCCCUCGGAAGCCCCCGAGGACAGCCGGGCCCAUGGCCGGGGUCAGCUACUCCGCGCCCUGGUGGGUGAAUCUUUUGCACCGGCUGCCCCAUUUCAACCUGCAGUGGGAGACGACGAGCAGCCAGUUCCGGCCGGAGGACACGGAAUACCAGCAGGCCCUGUUGCUGCUGGGCAGCGUGGCUGUAUCUUGCCUGGCUUUGGACCUCCUCUUCCUCCUCUUCUACUCCUUCUGGCUGUGCUGUCGCCAUCGGAAAAGUGAGGAACAUCUCGACGCCGAUUGCUGCUGUACGGCCUGGUGUGUCAUCAUUGCUACUCUGGUCUGCAGUGCUGGCAUCGCAGUGGGAUUCUAUGGCAAUGGAGAGACCAGCGACGGCAUUCAUCGGGUCACGUAUUCGCUUCGCCAUGCAAACCGUACUGUGGCUGGAGUCCAGGAUCGGGUGACAGACACUACAAUGGCCCUCAAUCAGACAGUGGAGACCAGCCUUCAGACCCUGGAGAAGCUCUACACAAAACAUACUGAUUAUCUGCACAUUGUCCAGAAACUCCAGGGGCUUCUGUAUGACUUGGUUCGGCAGACCACAGAGAUCCCCUUUUGGAAGAACAGCGCAGUAUCACUGGAGGAUCUGGCCGUGCAGGUUGAUCUCUAUGAUUGGUAUAGGUGGCUGGGGUACCUGGGCCUCCUCCUUUUUGAUGUCUUGAUCUGUUUGCUUGUGCUCUUCGGACUCAUCCGGAAUUCCAAGGCCAUCCUAGUAGGGGUAUGUUUGCUGGGUGUGCUAGCCUUGGUCAUCAGCUGGGGAUCCCUGGGGCUAGAGCUGGCAGUCUCUGUGGGUUCCAGUGACUUUUGUGUGGACCCUGAUACCUACGUGACUAAGAUGGUAGAGGAUCACUCAGUACUUGGUGCAGAGAUCCUUCACUAUUACCUGGACUGUUCUGCUGGAUAUAUAAACCCCUUUCAGCAGAAGCUGUCUGGGAGUCAUAAAGCCCUGGUGGAAAUGCAGGAUGAUGUUCUGGAGCUCUUGAGGUCUGCGCUUAGAGAAUACCCCACCUCCAAGGAUUAUCUGAUACGCAUCCAGGAAGUUCUGAAUUCCACAGAGAUCAAUCUGCAGCAUUUAACCGCCCUGGUGGAUUGCCGCAGCCUGCAUCUGGAUUACGUCCAGGCUCUGACUGGCUUCUGCUACGAUGGAGUAGAGGGUCUCAUCUACCUGGUGCUUUUCUCUUUCGUCACGGCCCUCAUGUUCAGCUCUAUCGUGUGCAGCGUUCCUCAUACCUGGCAGCAGAAAAGGGCUGCCGAUGACGAUGGGGAGGAAGAGUCUACGGCUCCAGGAACCAGGCAGACCCACGACAACCUCUAUCGAGUGCACAUGCCCAGUCUGUACAGCUGUGGGAGCAGCUAUGGUAGUGAGACCAGCAUCCCUGCAGCAGCACACACAGUCAGCAAUGCCCCCGUCACGGAGUACAUGAGCCAGAAUGCGAAUUUCCAGAACCCUCGAUGUGAGAACACCCCUCUGAUUGGCCGAGAAUCCCCACCGCCUUCAUACACCUCCAGCAUGAGAGCCAAAUACCUCGCUACCAACCAACCUCGCCCUGACUCCAGCAGCGGGCAUUAGACACCGAUCGCAAAUGUGCCAACUGCCCCCCUGCCCCCCUGUGCUUCCUUGCCAAACCACUCUGCUUCCCUCCCUCCACUCCUCCUGAUGCUGGCGCUGUACCUCCCGCUUCUGCUGCUCCCAGCAUCUGGCUACUGGGACCCUGAGAGGCCAAGGACCACCAGGGAAUGAGCCCAGUGAGAGGGCAGGGGCUCCUGGGGCCGCUAAGGACUCACCUUCCAGCCUACACGAGCUGCACAGGCCGAGGGCCCAGAUUCAUGUGCUUCUUCCAUAAGCCAAAUGGGAAUAUUAACAGAUCAGUUUCCUACUCCUCUUCCUCCUCUUCCUCUGCCUCAUCCAUCUCUGUCCCUUCUGCAGAAGGAAAAGAUGCUUUGGAGGUCUGGGCUCUGGAGUGAUUCCUAACGGUGCUUCUCUCAUUCAUUCUGGACCAGCUUCAAGUUAUGAGGGCUUUGAGUCAAGGGUGUCCUUGUCUUGGUCAGGAAAAUAGUCUCAUAUGCAUCCUUUUGUGACCCAAACAUACAUGCACUGACCCAGAUGUGCACAUGCCCAUGCUGACCCAAACACCCUCUCUUUGAUCUAAAUGUGUACCCUUAUGCCAACCCAGACAGAUGCUCACUUUGACACAUACUCUUUUACCAUCAAAUAUAAGCACUCUCUCUCUCUCUCUCUCUCUCUCUCUCUCUCUCUCUCUCUCUCUCUCUCACACACACACACACACACACACACACACACACACACACACACACACACAUUCUCUCACACCUAUGAGGGGACACAUACACACUUUCUGUCUCUGUGUCUCUGUUUUCAUCUCUCUGUCUCCCUGUCUCUGACUCGGUGUCUCUGUCUCUCUCUCUCUCUCUCUCUCUCUCUCUCUCUCUCUCUCUCUCUCUCUCUCUUUCUCUUGCACACAUGCACCCACAAGCCAAGUUCCCCAGCUCACCACUUUUAGCUUCUUGUUAGAGGCCUUACUCCAGAAAGUUAGUCUCCAUCCAUGGGGAGGUGGAUUGUGAGUCAUGGGAAGAACUUCUGCCUCCCCUGCCCUUCAAACCCAAGGUCAUUUGCUCACUGCCUUCUCUUUUCCCUUCCCUGGUCCUCACCUUUGUCUCCUGGAGAACUCUGAGACAAUAGUGUUUAAAUUCCUUGUCCAUAGUAGGGUGAGCAUCAGGUGCCUGGUGCCAAACCAAAGGCUUGGGUCUUCACUUCCCUGGCCUUCCCCUUCCCCUGGGUUGCCCCUGUGCUCCUGUCUCCUCUCCAGUGUGGCUAUCCAGAAUCUACCAAGAGUCAGCAGGAGCUGGCCACCCCCUUGGUGCCAAAUCACCUUUAGCAAAAUAUUUGCCAGCUUUUUUUUUCUUUUUGCACUAAUCACAUUUGUAAUCUCUAGGCAGAACACUCGAAUGGUUUUCCAGAGAUAUGGGCCAGAUGAGAGAUCCUUAGGGUGUAGUGGUUGCUGCUGGACUGUUUCCCUGCUCCCUUCUUUUUUUUCAUUUUUUUAAACCCAGGAAUAGAAGCAUUGGCCUCCCAAAGAGAUCUCUGGGAGGCUGGGAUUCAGGUCCCUGCUUCUCUAGGCCUCUGUUUUGCUUGCAUCAGAGAUAGAAUGCCAAGGACUUGUGAGCCAGCUGUGAAUGGGAGAUCUGUGUCUCCUUCCUCCUCCUGCUCUUUCUGGCUCUAACCAUUAACCUCACUUCCCACAUGUCCCUGGACUCCUCGGACUACUGGGCUUGAAUGGUAGAAUGGAGCAGGGCCAGGACCCUUGAGUCCAAGGCCCCUUGCUCCCUGAAGAGAUGGUUCAGCCAUGCCAGCACCCUUCCACCUCCACCCCUUCCUCAUCCAGAAGUGAUACCCCCACUGACGUUCCCAGGAUGGAGAAAGCAAUGAAUCUGGAUACAUGGAGGAAGGGGAGAUUUUGACCUUCUACUAAUGGGGUAAAAUUGCUUCAGCCAAGUGCCCAAGACAGAUGCAGUCAAGAUAUUCCUUGUUCCGGAGAUGCUAUGAGCAGUCUGCCUCCAGCCAAUCCCAGUCGUUUCAGCCAUUCUGAAUGGCCUCUCUGUAGUUACCCUGUAGACCAGAGAGAAGAGUGACUCACAACAUGGCGGAACAGGCAUCUUAGGUUCCUUCUGUUUGAAGUAUGAGCUAGGGCUGGCCACUGAACCUCUGUCUCAGUCUCCCUGUCUAUGAAAUGGGAAUGAGACAUCUACCAUAAGGUGCUCGCUGCCUUGGUGUGCAGAAUACUUGUGGCAUGUUCUGAAUCUGCCUGCCUUCUCCUUUUUUGCCAGAAAGCUAGGGAGAGCUGCCAUCUCCUUUCCCUCCGUCCACCUCCUCUCCCUCAUACCACCUACCUACUUGGCAAACUGUUCACCAGAGAUAGAAGGUAUCCAGGCCCAAACCCCAGAGUAGAUCCAAAGCGCUGGCCUGUCAGGGUUGGGGGCCAUACCAGAGUCCAUCUAUCACAGGCUGAAGGGCGCCUUCAAGUAAAGAUUUGUAUAGUCAAGAGAGGAAACAGCAACCAAAAGAUCAUAUGAUUUGGUCCCGUCUAUGGCAGGCAGCAAAGACAAGCAGAUGAGGGUACCCACAUUCCCAUUUCUACUGGAAAUGACCAACGAUUACAUCUCCCUGGGCCAUUUUAAAAAUCUUGCCUCUCCUGUUUGUAUGCUCCCUACCCCCAUUCUGUCUGUAUCCCUCAUUAAUGGUCCCUGGGCACUUAAGAGUUUGGCUAGAGCAGCAAUUCUCAAAGUAUGGUCAGGGGACCCAUGGGGUAGGACCCUUUCACAGGGUCCUCAGAAAAAACCUAUUUUCAUAAUGCUAAAAUGUUUUAAUUUCUGGUAUGGUAACUAUCCAUAGACAUAACCCAUAUAUUAGCAAAAGCUCUUUGGAGGGGAUCCUCAAUAAUUUUUAAGAAAAGCGUAACAGGUCCUGAGAUUGGCUGGGCCUAAAAGAACAAGGUAGGAUCAACAUAACAACUGCAUUUCUGACAACAAGGAAGUUUCUAGGGUGCGAAGGGGUUGGCGUGGCCUGUCCUGGGAAGGAUGGGAGCAGCAGGAAGACAAGAACCCCAUCUGGAGCCAGGUUUUAGGUGGCCAAAGCCCUGCCAGAUAGUCAUCACUGAGACCUGUGACUACAUGCUGCCCCCUCUCCUCCAAAGACACACACACACACACACACACACACACACGCACACGCACACGCACACGCACACGCACACGCACAUGCACACACACCCCUGAUCUUUCAAAAAGGGAGCAGGCAGGGCAGUCUCCCUCCCAAGACCUAAGCUCCCCGACACACAGGAUAAGGCCACCUGGAAUAAAGCCCCUAGAAAUGGAGGUUGUGCUUCAGAGGCCAGAAGAGAGUUGCUGCCUGUGUUAGGGAAUCCCUCAUGGGAAAAACCAACUUGUGCUAUGAAGACCUGGUCCACCACCCCUCUUCUUAGAGGCCCACUUCAAAAGAUGCCAGGCUAGGAGGUGGCUGGUCGUGGCAACAGCAGUACAACCUAGAAGCAUCUAGUGGUCUUCCAGUGCCAUAGAGAACCUCAGGGGGUAUCUGGAAGGGACAUCCUUUGACUCCGCCCCCUCAUCUGACCUCACACUCCAUCAGGGAAGAUACCAUGGUUUUCUAAGACUGGAAAGGUGCCCAGCCCCCAGGGGAUGCUGUGAUAGCGCCCAGCUCCAUUCACAACAGCCCCUUCCAACAUCCCUAGCAGCGGAGUUAAGAGCUCGGUAACAAUUUCCUAUUGGUCCUUGCGGACCCUUUUUUUUAAACCGCUCACGUGAGCUGCUGGGCCACAGACAACCUCCUGAACAUCAUCGCUAGGACAUCUUGGAAGCUGCCAUCAGAAACUCUCUCCAUGUGAAACAUCUCUAGUCCCCUCUCUUCCCGUCGAUCACUGCAUUCUGGACGUGGAUGUGACUGAGCCUCGGCUGUCUCGGUGUCUUUUUUUUUAGAAGCACAAACAUUAUCAGCUUUGUCUGGUAUAUUCAGUUCUUUUUCCAUUGCAUCCUUAUGAGCAAAAAAACAAAAACCCACCACUGAUCAGACCAACCACCUCCCAUCAAAAAAAAGCAAAAAAAAAAAAGCCCUCCAGUUCAGGGAGGGAUGGGGGCCUGUGGACUUUUUUUCCCAAGCACAUGGACAUCUCCACAAUGUGAAUGUAAAUAGCAUGUUGAACUCCUGGGUCCAGUGUUCAAGACUGCAUUGUACUCGUUAAAAGAAAUCAAACUCCAGACUUGGCUGUGAAUUUCUCGUGCUGUCUUGGGAAUCUUUAACUGUAGUGUUUGUAUUCUGUCUGUAAUCUUUUAACUUAGUUAAUUUUACUUGCCUAUAUGGAAAAGAAAAAAAAGGGGGGGUUCAAACCGAAAACUCAGCACUUGGAAUGGGGCUUUUGCAACACCCAACCAGCAUCCUAGCCGGACAAAAUGCCUUGGGCUGCUACCUUAGAUUGGUUUGAAUUAUUUUUAACUGCUUCUCUCCCCCAAAUGCAUCCCUGGCUCCUCUCAGACCCCAGUCUGACUUCUAAAUGUAAGUUUUCUUUAUCCCAGAAGUCAAUGUGUCUUCCAUCUGUCCUAUCGAACUUAUUCCUUGGCCAUUGCUUGGUGGGGUGAAGAGAACUAGCUCCAGGGCCAUAAUAAAGACAAGGUGGCUGGGGACUUUUCCCAGGGCUCUAAGAUUUAGAGGGUGCCAAAAGCACCAUCCCAGGAUUCUACCUUCCUGGUGACUAUACCCCCGUUGAGGUAACCUUUCCCUAUGCCAGACACAAAGAUUUCUAGCUAUGUCUAUAUUCUCAAUUGUAAUUUCAUUCCUUCUACCUAAUCAGAAGGGCUUAGGCAGUUAUGGACUCUCCUGUUUCACUGUGGGCACCCAUAAUCUUAGACUGAUCUCUGUGUAACAGGAGAGGAAACAUUCCAAUUCUCCCUUUAGGGUGGAAAUCUUUUUCAUCUGAUUUCAGCCCUAGAAGCCUCACAAGGAUGGAGGAGUGAAGACUGGGAAGGAGUUCUGGUUAUCUCUAUCCCAACUUUGGGGAUAAAGAGUAAUAAUUCACAGGUUCCUCCAAGUGGUUCAGCAUGACAGGGGGGACAGUCACCAACUGAGUCAUAUUCAGGAUGUACCUUGGAAUCCUGGCAUAUGAAAAGAAAUGGAGUGGUUCUGAAUAGAGUUAGAAGCCCAGAUUUCUUCCGGUGAGGGAGAGAGUAGGGAUUACUCUGGUCCUCUCUCUUUCCUUGGUAGCUCACUGGGCUGAGAGUAGACGGAGGAUUCUCUACCCUUCUGCUCCAUCCCUCCCUGGAGUGAAUCCUGGCCUUGUUCCCCAGCUUAGCUCACAAAGAUUGUGGCCUAACUCAAGGAAAAGUUUGUUUCCCAGCAAACCAGCUGGCCUCAUCAUCCCUUAACUCACAUGUCACUUCUUGUUCCAAAGGCUCCUUUAUCAGCGGUUGGGGUGGAGGGAUGUCAUAGAAUGUCUUAGACCCCAGACUGACCCUUCUUGAGUAAUCGUCCAAGGCCACUGGAGGACCUCCACCCUCAAACAAUUUAGUUUCUUGCCGAUUAAGUUCUUAGAAUGAGGGAGUUGAUAGAACAGCAUAUUCUCCACUGGUCUCAGCAACUGAUCCUCCUGACUUUGCCACAAAGGCAGAGAUAAAUUGCUGGAGACAAAAUGGGAUGCAGAAAGGGGAGGACACUAUUCCUGCUCCCUUUGACUUAGAGGACAGGGAGGUGGAGGGACUGACAGACAUCCCUGAGGGCUGCCCUCUGUACCCAUCUCACUAUGCAAUUCCAAAACAACAUUUUCCUUCCAAACUCCAAGCCCCAUCAAUGGAUGCCUCCCUUGACCCCAGUCAGCUCCCAGGGACCCCCUCAGGGCCAGACCCCAAGGUCAAGGCCAUGGAGAACAGCUUCUCUGAUGAGAGGGUGUUGGUGGGACCUGACUGGUCAUCCUGUCCUUGGGCCUUUUGUACUGAUUUUGUUUUUGUUGUGUUUUUAACCAUAAUGGUUGUAUAUCAUACCACUUUAUAUGCGUUAUAUAUAAUAUAUAAAUAUAUAUGAUUUUUUUAAGGAAAUGCUCAACUUCCUAGUUUUUUUCUCUCCUGCAAGUCCCUAAACUUGCCCCAACAUGUUUUUAAAUUGUGAGGGUUGAACUGAGGCUUGAACCUGUUCUUGUAUUUUUUUUUUUUCCUUUAACCUUGGUAGUUUCAUGGAUGUACUGUAGCUAUUUUUUACUGGGUUUUUUGGUUGGUUUCUUUUUGUUUUAUUCUCUCUUGUUUUGACAAAUACUAAAAACAAAAUCUCUUCAAUGUAAUUUCUGUGGUUUCUAUUCAGCUUGGGUUUAAUGUUUUAAAAUAAACAAG